UGCGCUAACCUGUAUAGUUGUCCUGGCAACUUGUGCAGACCUGGCCAGGUCAACGUGUUCUAUGUCAGACCAAAUCUGUGAAUUUUGGCUGGAGAUUGAAAACAAGCUCACCAUGAUGGCCGACAAAGACGCCGUCUACCCAGCCAAUGGGAAGCUGUAUAAAUAUGACGUCACCAACACUAGCGCUGCAGUACCGAUUGACCCAAUACACGUCAUCACGGCGGACGGCUGGGAGAAAUCUCGGCUGGUGAUAGUGGUCAACAAAACAAUGCCAGGGCCGCCUAUUGAGGUGUUCGAGGGUCAAACGGUCAUCGUGCACGUGAAGAACAAGCUGAUGAGCGAGGGGCUGUCCGUUCACUGGCAUGGUCUACAGCAGCGUCAAACCCCUUGGAUGGACGGGGUGGCUUAUGUCACACAGUGUCCAAUACUUCCGGGUCAGACGUUCACCUACAGGUUCAAGGCCGAUCACGUGGGCUCCUUCUGGUACCACUCACACCUAGGGACUCAGCUGUCUAUGGGGUUGAUAGGAGCGUUCAUCGUCAGGAAGAAAGAGGAUCCGCCCAUGAAAGAGUACAUCAUGAUGCUACAGGACUGGAAUCACGACAUGGACGCAAAUUUAUUACACCAUAAAAUGUUGUACGGGAACUACGAAAACAGAACAAAACUUUCUGGCACGAAAUCUUUGGAAGGAGGAAUGUUUAG
Messenger RNA from Physella acuta, 702 nucleotides. RefSeq lists its product as uncharacterized. Gene Ontology annotation, cellular component: plasma membrane. Gene Ontology annotation, molecular function: oxidoreductase activity; copper ion binding. NCBI's taxonomy places the organism in Eukaryota, Metazoa, Mollusca, Gastropoda, Physidae. The record is from RefSeq and is a predicted model, not a curated record. Gene Ontology annotation, biological process: iron ion transport.